Messenger RNA from Ananas comosus (pineapple), 643 nucleotides. RefSeq names its product histone H4. Gene Ontology annotation, cellular component: nucleosome. Gene Ontology annotation, biological process: nucleosome assembly. Lineage: Eukaryota; Viridiplantae; Streptophyta; Magnoliopsida; Poales; Bromeliaceae. The coding region runs from base 10 to 321 and encodes 103 amino acids. The record is from RefSeq and is a predicted model, not a curated record. Gene Ontology annotation, molecular function: structural constituent of chromatin; DNA binding; protein heterodimerization activity. The transcript has a single exon.
GAGGAGAGGAUGUCGGGGCGGGGGAAGGGGGGGAAGGGGUUGGGGAAGGGCGGGGCGAAGCGGCACCGGAAGGUGCUCCGCGACAACAUCCAGGGGAUCACGAAGCCGGCGAUCCGGCGCCUGGCGCGGCGCGGCGGCGUGAAGCGGAUCAGCGGGCUGAUCUACGAGGAGACGCGCGGCGUGCUGAAGAUCUUCCUGGAGAACGUCAUCCGCGACGCCGUCACCUACACCGAGCACGCCCGCCGCAAGACCGUCACCGCCAUGGACGUCGUCUACGCCCUCAAGCGCCAGGGCCGCACCCUCUACGGCUUCGGCGGCUAGCCAAUGCCUCUCUCUCUCUCUCUCUUCGCGGGCGCCGCCCAUCCCAAAAGUCUUGCGGUCAAGAAGGUAACGAGCUCGACGACGAUUAGGGUUAGGGUUAGGGCCGGGCUCUCUCUCUCUCUCUCUCUCUCUCAGGUAAUGAAUGCAUUGCCCUAUGUUUGGUAUGAUCUAUUGUGUAUUAUUAAUAAUCAUGAACUAAUUAUUAAAAUCUUAUGUAGUGUUAGUAGUAAUUUCAAAUGUUUAACAAGUUAUGUGUGAAACUUAGUUUGUUAUCCACUCAUUUGUAUUAAAAGUUAAGUAGAGCCCGGCCCAGUUUCUGCAA